AUGCAGCCUCGGGCUGCGGUGGCUGCAAGUAAGGAUGUCGAUGCCUUGCCAGCGCAAGCCGUGCCAGUCCGCAGGGCCGCCCAGGCGGUGCUGCGCCUGGAGGCAAAGCGCCGAGCCGUGGCGAAGAAAGCGGCCAAGCAGGUGCAGUCCCUGGUGCGCCAGCACCGACGAAAUGAAGCGCAGCGGCUGGAGGAGGAGCACCGAUGUGCUCGUGCGGGCGCUGCAAGGAUUGCCAAGGAGAUCGCGAAGUUCUGGAGUGAUUGUUGCCGAGCUGCUGAGUACUUUGCUGUACAGCAGCGGCAUGCUGCCAAGACCCAGCAGCACCUUGAAAACAUGCAGGCGCUGGUGUCUCGCAGCGAGGCGUUCUCCAGUGAGGUCACCACGCAGCUGUUCGCGGAGUCAGGCAAGCUCGGCGACAGGACUAAGGCUAAGCAGAAGGCUGAGAAUAGCUUGGAACAGCUGGAACGAUCUUCCCGGCUCCAAUGCGAGGAUUUCGAUCGGCGCAACAUGUCCAAGCAGAUCACGACCGAGGUGCCGGUCCUCCUGCUACGACAUCCAAUCCGUGAGUAUCAGCACAUAGGUCUGCACUGGCUGGCCACGUUGCACGACAAUCAUUUUAAUGGUAUACUGGCCGAUGAGAUGGGACUUGGCAAGACCGUCAUGACGAUCGCACUGAUGGCCCAUCUUGCCGUGCAGAAAGAGGUCUGGGGUCCUCACCUGGUCGUGGUUCCCACUUCCGUGCUGAUGAACUGGGUCAAGGAGCUACAAAAAUGGACACCAGGCCUGAAAGUGUGCGCGUACCAUGGCACUGUGAAGGAGCGCCGAGACAAGCGACGCGGAUGGGGCAAUGACGAUUCAUUUCACGUUUGUGUUACUUCGUAUGCGGUCGUGCUGCAAGACCUUCGGCCUUUGAAAAUGAAGCGGUGGCACUACUUGAUAUUGGACGAAGCUCAAAACAUCAAGAAUUAUCGGUCUCAGAGGUGGCAGCAGUUGAUGCGCUUCAAAUCGGAGCACCGACUGCUGUUGACUGGGACGCCUCUGCAAAACAAUCUUGCGGAGCUUUGGUCCCUCCUGCACUUCCUGAUGCCAGAUAUGUUUCAAUCCUACGCGGACUUUAAGGAGUUUUUUGCAGACCCGCUGCACCUGGCCUUGCACGAAAACCGUCUCAAAAAGGAGCAGGAACUCGUGGCGCGACUGCACAAAGUUAUCAGACCCUUCAUGUUGCGAAGGUUGAAAAGUGAUGUGGAACGUCAGUUACCCAAGAAGCACGAACACACCGUGCCUUGCCCUUUAUCCCGUCGUCAACAAGUCCUCUACGAGGAGUUCAUGAGAAGGCGUCAGACGCAGCAAAUCCUCAAGAACGGCGAUUACUUGAGAAUGAUGGGUAUCCUUAUGCAGCUGAGAAAGGUUUGCAAUCACCCAGAACUUGUUGAACCUCGGGGCCCGGAAACACCUUUUGCCAUGAAUCCAUUGAGCGUCAAGCUGCCGGCGUUGGUGCUACUGGAUCUGUGGCAGAAAGUGGCGGGAAAAUCUUCCCGGGAGGAGGAGUUUUGUGGUCUUCUUCUUCCAUUGAUUUCUCUGUGGAAGUUCGAGAUGAUGCUCAAGACCCAGUCCCACCAGGCCCUGCCAUUCUCCGAGGUGGUCGAAAUGAGCCUCCAUCAAGCUCCGAAGCGAAGGCGUGUCUCAAAUACAGCUGCAGCUGAGUUGAGGAGCCAGGUUUCGCUGGGCAGCCAGGAGUUUCUCGAUGAGUGGCACCUGCAGCUGUGUCGCGUGGACGAAGAGCGAAAACGCGAGCGCUGCAGCGCUGUCUCGGCGAUUGAUCUCCUGUUGCAGCUGGUCUCAGAAGGACGACCCUGGGUUGGUGCAGAUGGUGUGGAGCUGCUUUCAUGUACGUCCGACUUGAGGGGGCGCUCGCAGCCGCGGUCAUUCUUAUGGCCAGAGCUACAGCGCUUACCGAGGUCUGCAAGCUCGCCCUGCCUGCAAGAGCGCAUCUUGCCAGAGGAGCGGCGGAAUUGGAGGUUCUCAAGGUCUUGGAGCUGGAAGCUCGGCGAUGCACUUCAUGCGAUGUCUCGCAGCAUCCUGUGUGAUCUCGAAAGCAACUUUGCGACGCGACUCGGGAUGUGGGCUUUUCGAGUGCCUCGUGUCGAGGUGUCGUCUGCUGGUGCUGGGCCUUCACAGCAACUGGCGUGUAGAGGAGCCCUGAGAGACUCGGCUUCGGCUCUUGCUGUGCGCGGCCGAGACUGGGAACACCCAGUGAAAGAAAUGCAGAAGGGCCGCUUUGCUGAGCCACUUCAAACUUCAAACACGCGAAGCUCAAGAGCAGGAGCCUCCACCAGGCUGUGGCGUCAUCAGAAAGGCUGGAAGUCUGCUUCUUGGUGGGACUUGCAGUUGAGUCUCGGCAUCGUGGCCCAGAGCAAUGCCAAGGGCGUGCUUCAGUUCUGCAGCACCCACUUGCCGCAGCUUCACCUUGUGAACCUUUCCACGGCCCUUCACCGGGUGGCAAAGGCAUCAGACCGACUUGACGUUCUUGGCUCGACUGAGCUCCAGGCAUUGAUUCGCUGCGUGUCCAAGGAGCUGAUGGAAGCAACGGAAGUACCACUGCUAACCGUGGCCAGUGUAUCUUGGGCAUGCGCAAAGUUAAGUUACCUGGACAUGCCGCUCUUUGAUGCGAUGGCCGGGCAGGCAGUGGAAGCGGUACAAGCGUUGCAAGCACGUGCACAGGAAGCGGGUUUCCAAGAGUGUGCUAACAUUGCAUGGGCUUAUGCCAUGCUGGAGCUCUUCCACGGGCCACUCUUGGAAGCUCUGCAAGCUUUGGCUGUUGAACUGAUGCCCGCCUUUGAUGUACAGGCCGUCUCCAACAUGGUGUGGGCGCUCGCCAAACUUCUCGCCCUGGAUGAGCCGCUGAUGACGUUAAGCGCGGCUCGCUUUCUGGAACACUUAGCGGAAUCCACACCGCAGAACCGUUCCAACUUCUGCUGGGCAUAUGCGUUGCUCUUGGUCCACUCUCCACGCCUGGCGUCCCUGGCACAUGAUCUCGGGUCUCUUGAAUCUUUCGAGUUGCAGGACCUCACCAACACGGCCUGGGCCUUUGUUUCGCUAAAGCUCGGGGAAGCACCUUUGCUUCAUGAAUUUGCUGCAGAGUUCCUGUUUAAGGUGGACGGCACCUUGCAAGGCUUACUCUUGACCACGGCGCGUUUGCAAGACACCGCCUUCGCGAUUGUGUCAAUCUCGUGGGCUUUUGCAUUCGCAAGCACCUUGACGCCUGGGCUUUGCCGGGAAUUAGCGCGGAGGCUGUCGACCAUUGGGGUUCAACUGGAUCGAGAUGUUUUAGACCUACAACUCCUACCGCCAGUGCGUGAUGUUCAGUCCGGUCCCAGCUGGAAAGCCCAGCCCAGGAUUGUCAGCGACACGCGUGGCAUGACUGUCCUGUUUAAGCCACCAGGUUGGGAAGUGGAUGGGCCGCUGAGCGAGCUUGGCGGCCAUCCGCUCUCUGAAUUUCUCAGGGCAGAGUUUCCAUCGCACUCGUUGCCAUUCCUCGCUGACUUCCAAUACGGAUUUAUUCAUCGCCUUGAUGUACCAAGCUCUGGUUUAAUCUUGGCUGGAAAGACGUUCGAAGGUCUAUACUCCCUGCGCAUGCAGAUCAACACCUUCUCGAUAUCGCGUGAGUAUCUCGUACUCUGUGAUGGCGUCGCCAGUGCGUCUUUGAUUGAAUGCCGCUUGCCCAUCGAUGUGGUGGCACGUAGAAGCCUGGCGGUAUUGCCGUCAAGCGAGUCAAGCGACUCUGGAAGGGCAGCUUUGACAUGGUUCCGUUUUCUGGCACAUUUCCGAUCAGAAUGUAGUCUCGUUUCUAUUCGGAUUCACACAGGAAGGAACCACCAGAUCCGAACGCAUCUUCUAAGAGCUGGACAUCCAACAGUGGUUGAUGGAAGGUACACGUGCCUCUCCGUGAUGGUGCAAGCCAAGGGCUUACGCAACACCCGAGCUCGGUGGCCGGUUCCAAGCUUUACGAGCUGGGUGGGCCAUGAAUCAGGCCCUGGGGGCCUCCGGCGCCUUCAUGGCACCUCCGGCCUGGAGCUCCGCGCAUCUCCAGGUAUGGUCUUGGCAGAGCUCUAUGCCUGCAUGACCGGGCCCUCGAUGGACGCUUGCGUUGCCAUUUGCCCGAGAAGCAACCACGGCGGCAAUGCCAUCAUGCUGAAAGAGUUCAAGAGAAGAAACGACAAGUGCAUUAUUUUCACUCAGUUCAGCAAGAUGCUGGAUGUCCUCGAAGCUUUCGUGAGCCAUCAUAGCUGUACCUAUGUCCGGAUGGAUUCGGCGGUCAAGGUAGAACGGCGGCAAGAGUUGAUUGACCGCUUCAAUGAUGACGAGCGGAUAUUCCUGUUUAUCUGCUCGACACGUGCUGGCGGCGUGGGCAUUAAUUUGAUGAGCGCGAACAUUGUCAUCUUCUAUGACUCGGACUGGAACCCUGCGAUGGAUAGACAGGCCACGGAUCGAGCACAUCGAAUUGGCCAGACUCGCGAGGUGCACAUCUAUCGGCUGAUCAGCGAGCACACAAUCGAGGAGAACAUCUGGCGAAGGCAGGUGCAGAAACGAGAGCUUGACGACAUGGUUGUGGACGAGGGCCGCUUCACCACCGAGAAGCUGGAACAGCUUCGCCAAGGUAGGUCCAGCCCAGUUGCUGGGCAUGGACCAGAAGAUGCCAGCUUGCCUUCACUACGACUUACCCGAGCCGCAUGGUCCGCUGAAGAGGUGCGGGCAAUGUUGCAAGCUGGCAUGGAACUGGAAGGGCAUCAUGAAGACUCAGCGCCAACCAACGGCCAGAGCAACGCUGCCAAAGCCCUCACUGGAGAUGGGACUAGCCUGGCAGUUCCAGGCAGCCUGCCUGAGCAACCCACAAGCCUGGCCGAAUUUGAGCAAGUUCUGCAGAAGGUAGAGGACGCGGAAGAUGCGCAAAUGGCAGCGAGCGCGUCUCUGGAGCUUCAACAGACAGAAUGCUUGCUCAAGGUGGAGGAGGCUGGUCGCAGCAUGUCGAUCAUGGGCAAUGCUGGGAAGUGCAAGCAGCUGCUCUUAAAAGUCAUGGGCAAGACUGUCCGUGCCGCUAAUGUCAUUCAACUCGCCGCUGUGGCGCUGGUAUGUUCAACCUUGCCGAACACCUUUGCAGGAAGUACGCUGACUGCGCACGGAAAAGCACAGUGCACAGGCGCGUUGGGCAGCAAGAAGGUGCUCUUGCGACAGGCUGACCGGUCCGACCGGUCCUGGGGAGGACUUUCGCUGGAGGAGCGCAGAAGGCCUGGAGGUGGAGCCGAGUACUUGGGAGAGUUUUUAUAUGAAUUGGCGCAGCUGACGCCGUGCCGCUACUCUGUGAAUGGCCUUGCAAUCAUGGAGACAUAUUCAGACAUGCGAGCUGGCCGCGCAGCCAUUUCCAUUGGUCAAACGCCAAAGGGCAAGAACGUUUUGACUUUGAGAUCGCAAGAUGGCUCAUUUCAGCUGAAGUUGGAUGCAGAUGCUAUUGUUGCCAUCUCGCUGGAAGAGACCGAGCAGCCUGGCACCCAUUUCAUCCGUUUCUUGGAUGGGCAAGGUCGGAGACACCUCAGCGCAGUAAUGCUCGGCGAUGAUGCAGAGGCACGCUUCCAAAUCAUGCUGGGAAGGUGGACAUCACGUGUUGACCUCCGCUGA
Symbiodinium natans is the source of this 5673-nucleotide messenger RNA. The record is from the annotation of a GenBank genome assembly. NCBI's taxonomy places the organism in Eukaryota, Dinophyceae, Suessiales, Symbiodiniaceae.